AUGCCGCUCGACAACGGGGAGGACGGCGUUGGACUUUGUUUAGUUCCUCAGCAUUUUACAGUGAGCAUCUUGUAUGUUCGCAGGACAAAUUUUAAUGUCUACGACUUCCCGGGGUUUAGUGACACUCGUGGCUCAUGUUCAGAUAUUGUGACAGCGUCUGUUUUGCAAAUGGUAGCACGAUCGGCAAGUUCUAUAAAGGUGGUUCUUGUGGUGCCGUUUGACUCUGUACGUUCUGGUAGUGACCGACUUGGCUUCGUAUCACUGCUCAGGCACGCUACAGCUUUUAUCAAAAAACCCUUAAAGUACCAGAGUUCUGUGGGUCUUGUUGUUACCAAAGUACCAAAUGUUAUACGAAAAGUGAAAGGCGUGCGACUGCUAGUCUCGGACAAUGAUAUGCGUCGCACAGUGGUUUCAUUCCUCCGUGAGGUCAACGGAACAUUGGAUACUUUGAAGCAGUCAAAGUCAGACCCUGAAGAAUUUUACCCAGCAGCCAGCCAACUGAUAAGUAAUAUCUUAGAAAAAGAAGGAGACGAGUAUCCACGAAUUGGCUUGUUUCGGACACCAGAAGAAGAGGGUCUGUUGAGUGAACUUGAACCGAUGCAAGAAGCAAAGUCCGCGCUUCAGAACCUAUUUUACAAUGUACUGACACCCACCGUACCUGACGACGAUGACUUCGGCCUGCCACUCUCUGACGUAGCGAAAUUUAGUGUCCAACGACUUCACAGCAACUUUGCCAGUCGAUUAGAAGGUCAUGUCGCCAAGAUUGCUCUGGCGUUAAAGGAACAUUACCGCGUUCGCCGCCAACAACUCCUCGACAUCGCUGCCGUGCGAGAGCAGAGCUCGCGCGACCGACAGCACCUUGCCCAGGCACUCAACCGGCUGUUACCUGGUAACAACACUAACUCCUCGGUCAGCACUCCUCGGGAGUUUCUGCGCCGACUACUGGCUGCAGUACGUGAAGUGCACCAGGGUGCGCCCGCAGUCGACUUCCUGGCAUCACUUAACGAUACCGCUGUGCUUGAACUGCUCGAAGACGCAACGCCAGAGGAGAUGCAGAACCUCAGACCCGAGCAGUGGUCACAGCCACUUCAAGACCUAAUGAGCUAUGUUGACGGUGUGGAGCUUUGGUACCGAACACUCGACACACUGGAGACCGCACUAUCAGCGUACGAAGUCCAAGGAGACAAGGAUCUGAAACGUCGAAUUCGUCAAAAGCACGAAUCACGGGGCAACAAGGAACUGAAUCCUCUCUUCUCUGUGCUUACUGCUGUUAAUGGAGGAAACUUUGACUCUUUCGAUUUAGCAAAGCUACAACCAGACGCUGAAAUGGUGCGAGAUCUUGACUUACUUGUAAACGCCACGUUAUACCCUGAGCCGCUUCAAUCAAACUGUGUUCAGGAAAGAUCGGGCUGGUCUUUGAAGAUACGAGGCAGGUACAUUUGGAUGAGCGAUGUACUAAAGGAAGUGAGGGCUGGCUGCGAGCAGCACAUAUCUGCGGUUCACAUCCUAGCCGAGCAUAGUCUGUUCAUUGAUGCGGACCUCUAUCUGAACAACGAAGAGAGCAAGGUCAGAUCGCCAGCUCUGCUCUACAUCUUUUCUCCCAGGUGGCAGGUGCUUGGUGAUCACACGCUCUCCGUAGACGGUCUCCCUGGCGCGGACUGUGGCCCGCCACCUAAGUGGUAUAGUCCCGGGAGCGACGGCCUGGCUGGGCUACCUGGCGGCGCGGGUGGCUCCAUCGUGGCGCUGGGCGACGAGGUUCUCGACGGGCAUCGCCUCCAGCUGAGCGCGAGUGGGGGCGCUGGCGGUCGUGGGCAGAACGGAAAGGACGGCCUGCAAGGAGCUAUUGGGCGGGACGCAACAAUAGAUUCAGGCUACAGAUGCAGCGACCAUCGGCAUGAAGAUGGAGCGUGGAACUUUGGACUCGGCUAUUUAUGGGGAUCAACAAAGGGAUUUACUUGCGGUGGAUCCGGUGGCUCUGGUCAUGACGGGGGAGCAGGUGGCGUCGGGGGACAAGGUGGUCAAGCAGGAUCUAUUCGACUCCUCCCGAUAAAUGUGACCUCAAGUGAAAAUCGACCGACACUGCAGCUGACCGUAAAGACGCGCCAAACUCAGGGCCGGCGUGGGGCAGCAGGCCGUGGCGGGGCCGGAGGUGAAGCAGGCACAGAUGGUGCGAUGGUGGAGUACACAGAUCACUACUUCUUCUUCAUCAAAUAUAAAUCAAAGGACUUAAUGGUGGGGAUCAACUUUGUUUGA
Frankliniella occidentalis (western flower thrips) is the source of this 2253-nucleotide messenger RNA. RefSeq lists its product as uncharacterized. NCBI's taxonomy places the organism in Eukaryota, Metazoa, Arthropoda, Insecta, Thysanoptera, Thripidae. The transcript has 15 exons. The coding region runs from base 1 to 2253 and encodes 750 amino acids. The record is from RefSeq and is a predicted model, not a curated record.